UGACGUAAUGCCACGGCCUAGCAACCGUUGCCAAGGAGCUCGUCUCUAGGAACCCUGUAGAGCCUGGAUGCCUCCUGCGGGGGGGAAAAGAGGUUUCUUGAGGAGAAUUUGAGUUAUGACCUAAUUAUGAGUGAUCAAAUCAAAUUCAUUGUGGACAAUCUCAAUAAGGAGCCUUUUAGGAAGAACUAUAAUUUAAUCACAUUUGAUUCCCUGGAGCCAAUGCAACUAUUGCAAGUUCUCAAUGAUGUUCUGGCUGAGAUUGACCCAAAGCAAGUUGUUGAUAUCAGAGAGGAGAUGCCAGAGCAAACAGCCAAAAGGAUGUUGAGCCUUCUUGGUAUCCUCAAAUAUAAACCUCCAGGAAAUGCCACAGACAUGAGUACCUUUCGUCAGGGUCUGGUGAUUGGAAGUAAACCUGUAAUUUACCCAGUGCUCCACUGGCUUCUUCAGAGAACUAAUGAACUGAAGAAAAGAGCAUAUUUAGCUCGUUUUUUAAUAAAACUUGAGGUACCAAGUGAGUUUCUUCAGGAUGAAACUGUGGCUGAUACCAAUAAACAGUAUGAAGAGCUAAUGGAAGCCUUUAAAAAUUUGCAUAAAGAAUGUGAGCAGCUCAAGACAUCUGGAUUUUCUACAGCAGAAAUAAGAAGGGAUAUCAUUGCAAUGGAGGAAGAAAAGGAUCAGCUCAUUAAGAGAGUUGAACGUUUGAAGAAAAGGGUGGAGACAGUUCAGAAUCAUCAACGGAUGCUUAAAAUAGCAAGGCAACUUCGAGUUGAAAAAGAGAGAGAAGAAUUUCUUGCACAACAGAAACAGGAACAAAAGAAUCAGCUAUUUCAUGCAGUGCAGAGACUGCAAAGAGUACAAAAUCAGCUGAAAAGUAUGCGCCAUGCAGCAGCAGAUGCAAAGCCUGAAAGUUUAAUGAAGAGGCUAGAGGAGGAGAUAAAAUUUAAUUCUUAUAUGGUAACUGAAAAAUUUCCUAAAGAAUUAGAGAGCAAGAAAAAAGAAUUGCAUUUUUUACAAAAAGUGGUUUCAGAGCCUGCCAUGGGCCAUUCUGAUCUUCUUGAGCUUGAAUCUAAAAUAAAUGAAAUAAACACACAGAUCAAUCAGCUGAUUGAAAAGAAAAUGAUGAGAAAUGAGCCAAUUGAAGGCAAACUCUCACUAUAUAGGCAACAGGCAUCCAUCAUUUCUCGUAAAAAAGAAGCCAAAGCUGAGGAACUUCAGGAAGCAAAGGAGAAGUUAGCCAACCUAGAGAGAGAGGUGUCAGUGAAGACAAAUCAGACCCGUGAAUUUGAUGGCACCAGAGUUUUGAAGGGAGAUGAAUUCAAACGAUAUGUCAGUAAACUUCGAAGCAAGAGUACAGUUUUCAAAAAGAAGCAUCAAAUAAUAGCUGAAUUUAAAGCUGAAUUCGGUCUCUUGCAGAGGACAGAAGAACUUCUUAAGCAACGUCAUGAAAAUAUUCAACAUCAACUGCAAACUGUUGAAGAGAAAAAGGGUAUAUCUGGAUAUAGUUACACCCAGGAAGAGCUAGAAAGGGUAUCUGCACUGAAGACUGAGGUUGAUGAGAUGAAAGGCCGAACACUUGACGACAUGUCUGAAAUGGUAAAAAAGCUGAAUUCACUGGUAUCUGAAAAGAAGUCAGCUCUAGCCCCAGUUAUAAAAGAACUACGACAGUUGCGCCAGAAAUGUCAAGAACUAACCCAGGAGUGUGAUGAAAAGAAAUCCCAGUAUGAUAGCUGUGCAGCAGGCCUCGAAAGCAACCGAUCCAAAUUAGAACAGGAAGUCAGGGGACUACGUGAAGAAUGUCUUCAAGAAGAAAGUAGAUACCAUUACACAAAUUGUAUGAUCAAGAACCUAGAAAUACAACUUCGUCGAGCUACCGAUGAGAUGAAGGCAUAUGUCUCUUCUGAUCAACAAGAAAAAAGAAAGGCAAUUAGGGAGCAGUAUACAAAAAAUAUUGCUGAACAGGAAAACCUUGGAAAGAAACUCCGAGAAAAACAAAAAGCUGUACGAGAAAGUCAUGGUCCAAAUAUGAAACAAGCAAAAAUGUGGCGUGAUUUCGAACAGUUGAUGGAAUGUAAGAAACAGUGCUUUCUGAAACAACAAAGCCAAACUCCCAUGGGUCAGAGGAAUCUUUUAGGAACUAAUAUCUCUUGUUUUGAAGAAACAUUUAUCUGAAGUUCAGCAAUUCCUACAGUUUCACUUCAGUUUCUCUUUCUUCUAUAAAAUUCAAGAAAAUUUGCUAUUUUGAAUAACAUAUUUGUUCUGUCUGUAUUAUUUAAAGGCAAAUAAAACUUGGUGCACAUA
Callorhinus ursinus (northern fur seal) is the source of this 2298-nucleotide messenger RNA. The record is from RefSeq and is a predicted model, not a curated record. NCBI's taxonomy places the organism in Eukaryota, Metazoa, Chordata, Mammalia, Carnivora, Otariidae.